AUGAUCAACCAGACCAGAUCAACACUUGGAGAGUAAAAAUAUUGAUAUGGACAAUAUAAACAUUAAGACAAUUUGCAGAACCUGCUUAAGUGAUAACGUACCAUUAAACAAAAUACAAGAAGCAGUUGUAUCUGUAGAAGACUCUAGAAAAUCUGUUUUAGAAGUAUUAAAUAUUGUCGGUGUGAUAGAGAUUGAUGGAAAUUUGCCUGAUUCAAUAUGUUUAUUAUGCAUAAAUAAACUAACUGAUUUGUAUAAAUUUAUAUUACAAUGUGAAAAUUCAAAUUUUUUAUUAAAACAAUAUAUAGACACCAAAAGUGAAAAUGAUAAUGCAAGAGUUUUAAUAAAAUUUGAACUAGAUAGUAAUAAUGCAAAUGAUUACAAUGAAUCUUCUAAUGACUUACCCACUGGAAGAGAAAAAUCCAAGGAAAAAAAGAAAUUAAGUCAAAAAAAAAUUGUCAGUAAGGAUGAAAACUCAAAAUCAUUAUUUUGUAGAUUUUGUAAUAAAUAUUUUAAGAACAAGUACAUAUUAGCCCUGCACAAUAAACGCCAUGGAGAAAAAGAACAAAUUUUUUGUGCAAUUUGUGAAAAAAAAUUCAAGUCCAAAACAUAUUUGUCUAAACAUAUUAAGGAAGUUCAUAAGGAUAGUAAUAAUACAUCAGAUAAUUUUGAUGACAUAAGUACGAAUAUAUGUAAUAUCUGUAAUAAAACAUUUAAAUCCAAAUAUAUUUUGACAGUACACAAAAAGCGACAUGUUCACAAAGGACAAUUUUUGUGUACAAUUUGUGGAAAAGGUUUUAAUUCCAAGGGUUGUCUCAAUCGGCAUAUGAGAGUUCAUACUGGUGAAAAAAAUUAUGAAUGUGAAGUUUGCAAAAAGAAGUUUCCAUCUUCAAAUAAUUUGAAUCUUCAUUCUCGAAUUCACAGUGGCAUUAAACCAUAUCUAUGUACCAUUUGUGGAAAGUCAUUUACUCAUCCAACAGGUUUCACAUACCAUCUUCGAACUCAUACUAAGGAGAAAAAUUAUUCAUGUGAGUUCUGUGGAAAAGCGUUUGCUAUUCAAUGCCACCUUGACAAUCACAGGAAGAUUCAUACAGGUGAACGACCUUUUCCAUGUACAAAGUGUGAGAAAGCAUUUAUAAAGAAAGUGGAUUUGCAAAGACAUGAAGCAGUACAUUCAGGAGUCAAACCAUAUGUGUGUACAAUAUGUGAAAAAGAAUUUUUAAGGCCAUUGCAUUUAAAUUAUCACAUGAUGAUCCACACUGAAGAAAGACCUCAUAAAUGUUCAGUGUGUGGGAAAGGUUUUAUAAGGCGGUAUUAUUUGAAAGAUCAUAUGAUAAAGCAUCACAAUUUGACUAAUUCAGUAUCACCAGAGGAUAACGAACACUGUAAAGAUUGUAUGGUUAUCUAGUCACAUACAGCUAAUUUAUGGAACUACGGAUAAAAAAGUGCCUAUAACGAUAUAAGGAGUUGAUUCUCAAUAUUUUAAGACAUUUAAGAAACAGUUUUAAAUAUUUAUGAAACAAAGUAACAAAAUUUGAACAUCUAUAAAGUAUAAUUGGAUCACAAUUCUAGGAAGAAUAUAAUUAUGCUGCCAUAACAGUAUUAUUGUAUUUGCCAUUGCAUUGAAUGUAAAGACUAUUUUAUGAUUUAUGUAAUGAUGUGCAAUGACAUUCUGAGAAAAGAAAGUAAGUUCACAGAACUUGCCUAUUUAUAAUGUAUCCUUUUGUUGUAAUAAAUUGCAAAAAUUAGGAGCUGAUUUCACUCAUAAAAAUAAUUUUAUACAUUCCUAUGACACUAUUAAAAGAGUUACAUAAUCUUAAAGUAA
Anoplophora glabripennis (Asian longhorned beetle) is the source of this 1822-nucleotide messenger RNA. RefSeq names its product gastrula zinc finger protein XlCGF28.1-like. Lineage: Eukaryota; Metazoa; Arthropoda; Insecta; Coleoptera; Cerambycidae. The record is from RefSeq and is a predicted model, not a curated record. The coding region runs from base 47 to 1405 and encodes 452 amino acids. The transcript is spliced from 3 exons. Gene Ontology annotation, cellular component: nucleus. Gene Ontology annotation, molecular function: RNA polymerase II cis-regulatory region sequence-specific DNA binding; zinc ion binding; DNA-binding transcription factor activity. Gene Ontology annotation, biological process: regulation of transcription by RNA polymerase II.